Messenger RNA from Anopheles bellator, 1797 nucleotides. RefSeq names its product ganglioside-induced differentiation-associated protein 1 (gene Gdap1). Gene Ontology annotation, cellular component: mitochondrial outer membrane. The coding region runs from base 329 to 1273 and encodes 314 amino acids. Gene Ontology annotation, biological process: mitochondrial fission; mitochondrial fusion. NCBI's taxonomy places the organism in Eukaryota, Metazoa, Arthropoda, Insecta, Diptera, Culicidae. The transcript is spliced from 3 exons. The record is from RefSeq and is a predicted model, not a curated record.
CGAGCGCUCGUCGUACCUUUGAGGCCUUAACCGUUUGGUCUGUUAGCACCUGGGCCCAUUAAUUUCGACGACAUUGCGUAUUGUUUGUUUCGCCCUGGACAACCCGGGGGAAAACGGUACACUCACUCAUCACAACUACAUCGACGACGACUGCAUCAUAGGAAAAGCAUGUGAUCGUGGUGGCUGCCAAAAGCAUAGCGCACUUUUCACUGGAACGGCCAUCAUUCGUGUGUAAAGUUUAUUCCAUAGGUUCGGGAAGAGAAUUAUUCCUACAAAGUACAACAAAUUCCUGUAAAGAAACAGGAACGUGUAUUUUGUGCAAUCGGAAAUGGCCGAGAGAAGGUUUCAACGGCCCAGCAUCGCGGAGAACGAUGGACUAAUAAUAUACUGUAACCAGUACAGCUACUAUUGCCAAAAGGUUCUGCAAGCGCUCCACGAGAAAGCCAUUCGCUUCACAAAGUACGAAAUCGAUGUGACCAAUGAUGAGCAUUUCUCCGAAUGGUUUUUGGAGCUCAAUCCCCGGGCCGAGUUGCCGGUUUUGCAGAACGGUUUGCUGAUCGUCCCUGGAUCGAACCGUAUCUUGGAUUACCUGGAGGAGACGUAUCCCAAAGCCAAAUCACUCCGAAUGCCAAACGAUGUCGAUAAGGUAGUGCUCGGAUUCCGCAAGACGAUCGAAAGUCUGCCGAUUGGGCUGAUAACGAUCGGUGCGUUCCUGCAUCCGCAGCACACGGGAAGCCCCAAGUUCCCCUUCGUGUUGCCAGUACGCCGGACGAUUCUGGCGCGCGAGGAAACGCUUGUCGACCGUUUGCGCACUUAUGCCAAUGCUUAUCCAGCCUUUCGCGAGGUUUUAUUAAAGAAAGCAGAUUUUCACGAGCGUAAGCGAAGCAUAAUUGAGAAGGAAGAGUAUUUCUGCAAGCUCCUCAGCGCGCUGGACGAGUUGUUGACCGACGUCGAGCACUAUCUGGAUGGACGCGAUCCGGAGUGCGAAAGGUUUUGCGGCACCGAUACCUUCACGAUCGUCGACAUUGGCCUAGCGACACUUCUGAACAGGCUAUACGUACUCGGAUUGGAAGAACGGUUUUGGAACGCUGGUCGCAGACCGCGAGUUGAGCAGUACUUCAACAGGAUCUGCCAGCGACCAUCGUUUCAAAGUGUGCUCCCCUCCAAGGUGUCUCUUUUGCGCACCGUGUGGGUCAAUACGCCAACGGUUUACAAGGCCGGUCUGGCGGCUGCUUCAUCUGUUCUUAUUAGCUCAACGUUGCUGAAGAGGUAAACACGGUCAGAUGAUUUCUUUUUUCCCAGUUUUGCCAUUGGUCCAUUUUUAUCAUGCUAAACAAUUUGGAAUCUCCUGAACUCGAUGAAAAAAACUGCAUAUAAAUUAUUUGUAACAUCGUGUGUAAAGCCAUGCGAUCCGUUAAGAUUAAAACAUCCAAUUUGGUACAUUACGUGCAGUAACAUUAACUUUCCGGAGAGAUGUUGGUUAAACGUAACAGAAACAAAAGACAUUACACCUAUAAAUGGUCAUGUAUUUCUGGUCGUUCGAGGAAUUUUAUGGAUUUACAUCGCGAAAAAUGUCAAACUUAACGAGAAUCAACAACGAAAAAGAACAAACGUAAAUACAACAUAAUUACUUUAUCCAAACCCGUUUGAAAAACUCAAACCCGUCCCUUUUCUGUCGGUAAGAUCGAUCGUUAUCGAAUAGUGCCAUGGUACGCUAACAGAUUCGUAAAACAGUAGCCUUUUUAAGAAAGUGCAUGGGUCACAAUGCGCUGCCCCAGCGGUCUACAGCUAUCGUUA